GCAAUAAUUUCAAGAAAUUUCUCAAGAGUGAUUUAUUUAAGAAACCAUAAUUAGUAAUUUAAUUCUCACUAACAUAAUAGCAUGAUGCAAGUUUUCCAAAUUAUAUAACAGUGUCAUUUGUGAGUAUUUUAGUAUAUUUGGAAAUUGUUAUUUGAAAUGGAUAAAAGUGAAGAAAUUCUUGAUGAAAAUAUGCACAAUACUACAGAUAAGGAUUUCCACAAUGAAGUUAGUAAUGUUCUUCAGCCAAUUAACACUACAAGCUCAAAAGAAAAAAUAACAAUAAGAGAUAUAAUACCACAAAUCAUUGCAAGCUGUGUAAUUCAUUGUAUAGUUAUACAAGCUGGUAUAAAUAUGGCUUAUAGUACAGUUUUGUUAAGUGGAUUGGAAUCAGACAAUGCUGAUAUAAAAGUAACCGAAAAUGAAGAAUCUUGGAUAGCAAGUCUAGUUACAAUAACAUUGCCAGUAGGCUCUCUCAUUGCUGGCCCUUUAAUGGAUAGAUUUGGACGCAAAACGGUUUGUUUAUUAUCUUGUGUUCCCGUAGCAAUCUCAUGGAUUUUUCUGAUAUUUACCAAAUCCUUAAUUAUUAUUUAUGUGGCUAGAAUUGUAGCUGGAAUUGCAGCAGGAUUAACAACUGUUAAUUUGGUUUAUAUAUCAGAACUCACACAUCCCCAAGUCAGACCGAUGCUUCUAUGUCUUAAUUCUGUGUUUGUUUCAUUGGGUAUUUUAAUUACUUGUUGUCUAGCUGUAUUGCUAGAUUGGCGUAAAAUGGCUAUAAUUUUCUUCACAUUAGAAUUUUGCAUUUUUUUUGCACUUUUCUUUGUACCUGAAAGCCCCUACUGGCUCAUAUGCUUUAGAAAUAGCAUGUUUGAUGAGAAACGAUUUCGCAAAAUGAAAUACAAUCUAAAACGACUUAACAGAAGGCAAACAAUUUAUGAGCAAGAAUAUUCACGAAUUAUGGGGACAUACGCAAACCAUGUAGUGAAUGAUGAAGUAUCAAAAAAUAUAGCAGCAUCUAUAAAAAGUUAUUAUAUUAAAUUUAUGUCCCCAAAUGUCUACAAGCCUAUAGUGAUACUUUUUUUACUUUUUCUAUUACAACAGUUAUCUGGCUGCUAUGUCAUCAUAUUUUAUGCCAUUUCUGUUUUUCGUGAAAUGGGUGGAACAUUUGGCAAGGGUUUUGAUGAAAAUAGUGCACUUGUUAUGUUAGGUAUCAUUCGAUUUGUUAUAAGUAUACUAACAGUUUUUUGUAGUAGGAAAUAUGGCAGAAGAAUGCUCUGUAUCUUGAGUGGAAUUGGAAUGACUAUUUCUAUGUUUCUUUCUGGAAUGUAUAUGCAUUUCACUAUUUUGUAUGAUCAAAAUGGCAAUGUAGAAGAAACUAUGGCAGAUCAAAAGUGGUUACUGCUGUUCUUUGUAUUGUCUUAUAUUUGCACUAGUUCGUUUGGAUUUAUAAGUAUUCCAUGGACAUUAAUCGGAGAAUUGCUCCCCGUAUCCGUACGUGGUAUCGGCGGAGGUCUUAUGGUUUCUCUUGCUUAUAUAAUGAUGUUUGCUGUUGUAAAAAACUAUCCAUAUAUUUUAAAAAGCAUGAGUAUCGAGGGCAUCUUUUUCUUUUUUAGCUUCAUGUCCUUAAUAGGUACAGCUUUUGUAUAUUUCUUUUUACCAGAAACUUUGGGCAAAUCUUUUUCUGAUAUCGAAGAGUUUUUUUCUCCCAAAAAGAAGGAAGAAACGCAUAAUGCUAACCUAUAAUUUCUUGAUUUUACUGUUUACUUUUUCUUAUGCAUGAUAUUAAUAUUGGUUGAGGGGACUGUUUACUUAAUCGACUUAGUCCAUUACAAUGGGAUGAUAUAUUUUAUAUAAAAGCAUUUUAAUAUGUCUCAGACAAUAAAUUAAGAUAAUAAGAAAUGUCCUCAAAUUAAUAUUGUAUAAUUGGCGGAGUAGCUUUGUGUGUGCAUUUAGAUUAUUGUAAAUGCUCUUCUAUGUAAAUAUAUUAAAUUUUAAUAAUAUAUACGCACAAGAAAAAUAUAUAUAUUGUAUAUAAAAAGGGCAUGUG
Linepithema humile (Argentine ant) is the source of this 2044-nucleotide messenger RNA. Its product is annotated as facilitated trehalose transporter Tret1-like. NCBI's taxonomy places the organism in Eukaryota, Metazoa, Arthropoda, Insecta, Hymenoptera, Formicidae. Gene Ontology annotation, cellular component: membrane. The record is from RefSeq and is a predicted model, not a curated record. Gene Ontology annotation, molecular function: transmembrane transporter activity. Gene Ontology annotation, biological process: transmembrane transport.